UUACUAUAUAAUGUCACAAGCUAUUGCAAACAUUUCUCCAUCAUCCUCUUUUCUUUAACUCUUCAUAUCUUAUCUAACUACGCACAACGAUACUUAUACCAAAAAUGACUACACUACAAGCCCUUUCUAGCUUCAUCACAGUCACACCAACGUAUGCAAUGUCACAUGCAAAACCUAAUUCCUUCAAUUUUUGUUGUCGUCAACCAAUUUUUUCUAGUAAUCAACCUCUCUCCCUAUCCCAAUCGUCCGAUUUUAGCCUCCGAUGCUGCCCACCUCAUCGUUCCUCACUUAGCCCUCAACAAUGUUUACCGAAUCAGAUGAGUGGGUUUCUAGAGAUCGAACUCAAAGUACGGGACUAUGAAUUGGAUCAAUAUGGUGUUGUUAACAAUGCGGUCUAUUCGAGUUAUUGUCAACUUGCACAUCAUGAGAUAUUAGAAAGCAUUUGUCUGGAUGCUAAAACAGUGGAGAGCAACGGUGGUGCUUUAGCGUUGUCAAAACUUUCCCUCACUUUCCUCGCACCACUUAAGAGUGGAGACAAGUUUGUUCUAAAGGUGAAGGUCUCAGAAUCCUCAGCUGCUCGUAUAUUCUUUGAGCAUUAUAUCUACAAGUUUCCAAAUAACGAGCCGAUCCUAGAAGCAAAAUCAGUUGUUGUUCUUCUUGGCAAAAAUUACCGUCCUGUUCGUAUGCCUGCAGAGGUGAAAUCCAAGUUACGGCAGCUUAUGAUGCAUCAAGAAGCGGGCGCAACGCUUAUUGAUCAUGCUAUGUCUACAGCUCCCUCGCCGUUGAACGGGUGAAAGUUGUUGCUAAUGAGGAAUUAUCGCACCUUGAGGAUGCAAGGCGAUCAACCUCUUGUGCCACUGCACCAAUAGGUCUCCCUCUUGGUGUGUAAAAGAAUGGAUUCUUAUUGGAUUUUUUGUGAAAAAUUACCUAAUAAAACCCAAAAUUUUUGAGAAACUACCUAAUAAAAAAAAUAGUAUAAGAAACUACCUAAUAAAAGGUAAAAUGUUGCAAAAGACUAUAUUUGGCGGAUUUCAAUCUUUGACGACUUUUCCGGCAUUGACCCACCAUAAAAUACCUCCAAAACCACCCACUUUCAUCCUCAAAAGUCAAAACCAACACAACCCGCUUGAAACUACCUCCACAAAGCCGAAACCACCCUCCAACCCCAAAAACCCCAAAGAGGGCGGUUUCUUGAGUUUUUUUGUAGUCGGUCAAUGCCGGAAUAAUUGGUCAACAUAGAAAAUUCGGCUAGAGGUAGUCUUUUACAACAUUUUUCCUUUUAUUAGGUAGUUUCUUACAACAUUUUUUUUAUUAGGUAGUUUCUCACAAAUUCAGGAUUUUAUUAGGUAGUUUAUGAAAAAAAAUCCAAGUUGAAAUUAGAAUCAAUAAUAACUCCAACUAGCAUAAUUUUGUUCAACAUACCAAUUCAACUAACUGAUGUUUAUCCUUCUCAUUCCUAAUGAGUCUAAUUUUAAGAGGUGCUGAUUAAUUAGGGUACUUCUAAUUACUGACUCAUCCUAAAUGAGAUAAAGUUAAUGUUUUACAAGAAUUUCCUCUGAU
Chenopodium quinoa (quinoa) is the source of this 1560-nucleotide messenger RNA. Its product is annotated as acyl-acyl carrier protein thioesterase ATL3, chloroplastic-like. The coding region runs from base 105 to 794 and encodes 229 amino acids. Gene Ontology annotation, molecular function: fatty acyl-[ACP] hydrolase activity. Lineage: Eukaryota; Viridiplantae; Streptophyta; Magnoliopsida; Caryophyllales; Amaranthaceae. The transcript is spliced from 5 exons. The record is from RefSeq and is a predicted model, not a curated record. Gene Ontology annotation, cellular component: chloroplast.